Molecule: messenger RNA, 7074 nt
Organism: Siniperca chuatsi (mandarin fish)
Lineage: Eukaryota; Metazoa; Chordata; Actinopteri; Centrarchiformes; Sinipercidae
Product: tensin-2-like
Exons: 27
Coding region: 926-5548 (1540 amino acids)
Biological process (GO): peptidyl-tyrosine dephosphorylation
Molecular function (GO): protein tyrosine phosphatase activity; protein binding
Source: RefSeq, a predicted model, not a curated record
GGGUGGUGCAGAGAUAUAAAAAAAAGAUGAAGGAGAGAUCCUGGUUGACAAAAGAAAGUCUCAACCUUGUGCCCAUUUGCUCCAGUUGUUUACUGAAAAAACCCAGACGAGCAGUUCAAAAGUCCUCACUUCUUCACAACAAGCUGAGAGGAGGGAGAAAUGGGAUCAAGCUUACAGUAUUUUCUCAUGUGCAAAGUUACGGUCUAGAGGGAUGACGUGUGUGAAAGAAGCUCUGUCUAAUCACUCCCCCAUGAGGAAGAAGAGACUGAGGGGCUGAAGUGAAGCCAAAGGAAAGGGGAAGGGCCUGACAUCAACAAGCCAAAACAGCUGCCCCCUUCUCCCCCAUGGAGAGACAGCGAGAGGAGCCUGAUGGAGCGAGAGAGAGAGGGGAAAACUGCAGGGUCUGUGAGUGUGGAGCGGGAGAGAGUGGCGUACAAGACAUUUGAGGGUCUGUAGAGGCGAAGAGGAGAGAAGGAGGUAUUGGCAAGUUGAAAGGGGGAAGGGAAGAGAGAGGUGGUGAGUGUAUGUUUGCAUGCUUUCAGAGUGAGGAUAGCCAGAGAGCAAAGGGACAGGGAAGAGUGUAAGAGGAGAGAAAGAGGGUGGGGGGGGAAGUGGAGGGCCUGUGCUUGGUGACACUUAUUGGAGGGGAGAAAGAGGGGUUGUAAGGGGAGAGGGGAAAAAGUAAUCUGGGGUGGACAGGACAAGCUGUCAGAGAGAAGGGCAGAGGUGUGAGGAGUCACUCGGGAAGACGGAACAUGUUGGAGAGGGAGACAUUAGCUGUAGUAGAAACAUAAGGAGGCCCUUCAAAACAUGAAGCGCUAAGAGGAGGAGAAGAAGAAGAGGGACCUAAAGCACUUGUCUGGGAGGAGCAGAUAAGAUUCGAGAAAAUUAAAGAUACAAGGCAAAAGAGGUGUCUGCUGGAAGUAUGGGGUGCAUUCACAGCACGAGCACUGGCAGGAUGAAGAAGCAGGGACCUCAUACUGACACAGGAGGAAUCCCCAUAAAGGCAGACCCUGAAGUACAUCCUGAAAUCCUUCAACUUGCUCAGCUCGCCAAAGCAGGGAGCCACGCCUUCACGGAGAAGAGCUUCAAGAAGAAACAAGUGUGCGAUGUGUGCAAGCAGAACAUCGACAACCCCGCGGCCUUCUGCAAGGAGUGCAAGGUUGCAGUUCACAAGACAUGUGAAGCCAAGGUGACUCCCACCUGCACCUCAACACCAGACCUGCACGGCUCCACUAAAUCUACACCACAGAAGAAGAGAGGCUCCAUACCAAGGAGUAAAAGUGUGGAACAAGUGAUGGAGCAUGUGAUGGAGCGCCACUAUGACUUUGACCUCACUUACAUCACGGAGAGGAUCAUCUCUGUCUUCUUUAUGCCAGACCUGGAGGAGCAGCGGUACCGCAGAAACCUACAGGAAGUGGCCUCCAUGCUUAAAUCGAAGCACCAAGACAGGUUCUUGCUACUGAAUUUAUCAGAGAAGAGACAUGACAUCACCAGACUUAACCCAAAGGUGCAGGACUAUGGCUGGCCUGAUCUUCAUGCCCCACCCCUGGACAGGAUUUGCGCUGUUUGUAAAGCCAUGGAGACAUGGCUAAUCUCUGACCCCAACAAUGUAGUGGUUCUCCACUGCAAGGGAAACAAAGGGAAGACGGGGGUCAUCGUGGCAGCCUACAUGCACUACAGCAAGAUAUCCGCUGGAGCGGACCAGGCUCUCACCACCCUAGCAAUGAGAAAGUUCUGUGAAGACAAAGUCUCCUCUUCCCUACAGCCCUCUCAGAACAGGUACAUCUACUACUUUAGCGGUUUGCUGUCCAGUACCAUCAAAAUGAACAGCAGUCCUCUGUUCCUCCACCAGAUCCUCAUUCCAUCACUACCAAACUUCCAGGCAGGAGGAGGUUUCUACCCUUUUCUGAAAAUCUACCAGUCUCUACAGCUGGUCUACACCUCAGGCAUCUAUGAUCCCCAGAGCUCCAGGGCAAGGAAGCUGUGUGUGACUAUGGAGCCAGCGCUAUUAUUAAAGGGGGACAUUAUGGUGAAGUGCUACCACCGGCGGAGUCGAGCAGCAGAGAGGGAGGUGGUGUUCAGAGUCCAGUUCCACACCUGCACAGUUCACGGAGCCCAGCUGUGGUUUGGCAAGACUGAACUGGACCUGGCCUGCACAGAUGACAGGUUCCCUCCAGACGCUACAGUUGAGUUUAUCUUCUCCAAUGGGCCAGAAAAAAUGAAAGGUCGAGAAUACCGCAAGAAUGACGCCUCCAUCAAAGUGGACUACAACACCUCAGACCCUGUGGUUAGAUGGGAUUCUUAUGAGAACUUCAACCUGCACCACCAAGACAGCAUGGAAAAUAUCUGUCAUACGCGGGGUCCUCUGGACGGCAGCUUGUACGCCCAGGUGAGGAAGCGUCGUGGGCCAGGCUCGACUGCCUCAGCAGCGUCACCCAACGGAUGCCUCACUAGCAGCCCAACAGUCAAGCCUCAAACUCCCAGCCAGCCCCAGCCUCUCACCUACACCUCCGACUCUAGCCGCUCCUCAGUCCCCUCUGAUCACCUGGAAGACGCCUCUCCGUCCAUAAACCGCCCAGAAAGAGAAAAAACUGACUGCCCAUCAAGGAGAGGAGAUGGAGCAAAAGAGAAAACAAGAGGGAAAGAAAGGGAUAGAGAGACGGAGAUUUUAGAUGACGGAGACCCUUCAAGUCCUGGGGGUUUGAGGCGAGAACAGUCGUGUUGCGUUCGAGCAGGUACAAAGUGUGGCGAUGUCGGAUGGGAGAGGGAACGAGGGCCCUGCCUUUCUAACGGUCAUUGUCUCGGCCGUUGCAACAGCAUUAAAAACCAUCCAAAAAGCCAAACUUUGCCAGCCUUACCAUCCAAAUCUGUGUCCCCGCCUCCCCAUUCAACUCAUAUGGAACUCUGCCAUCGACAUAGUGCCCAUCCUUUACCAGAGUUACCAUGGGAACGUCCACCCCCACCCCCGCCCCUGCCCUGUCUCCACAGGCCUUGCUACCCUUAUUCCACCCCUGAACACACCCACCCACACAGCCACACCCUCCCAGCCUCAAAUAGACUCUGCACUGGGGAAGAGUGUCACCUCUUCCAUUAUUCCAACUACAAUCCAGCCUCUCAUCUCUCCCAUCAAUCACUGCCCUCGAGCCCUUACAGGGAAAUGUUCUUCAGCUCUCCAACACCGUCCUCUGGUUGCCCCUGUCGGGACUGCUCCAGCAGGCGAGAGCACCAGUCAGCCUCAGUCAGAACAUUCCACUCACUGCACCCUGACCAAUCAGAAAACCCACACUGGUCCCAAGGAGCAGGGGUACAACGAACAAGAGAGGCGCCUCCACAGUGGGAAAGUGAAAAUCCAUGGGAGGUAGCAAGAGAGGCGGAAUUCUGGCAGAGCAAAUCAGCCAUGCCAGCAUUUCGCGUCUGCCACACCACUUUGGAUCAGGGUCCAAACCCGGAGCAACCUAGAUAUGCCAUCGGACCUCACCCAGGCUACCCCAGCCCCCAGUCUCUGAUGGAUGUGCGGGAUGGAGCCAGCAGUGGGUACCACACCCCUCCACAGCCCCGCCAAUCCUGUCCCUGCUCUCCUUAUCAGUCAUCCCCUGCUGAGAGCCAUGAGAGCCGGGGUUACGCCUCAGGCUACCACUCUGGAUCAGCCUCGCCUCUGCCCGCUAGUAGCCCCUCUCCUGGGAGAGGCAGGCUGCCCGAGACCCCUUCCAGAUCUAGAGACCAGCACAUUGAGCAUCACAAAGUGGAAAAGGCCAAAACUGACGUGGAGGACGACAUAUCCCAGGGUUCAGAGGAUAAAUUGGACUCUAAUGGCCAGUCAAGCACCCCUGGACUGGACUCUGAUAAUGACUACACAAUCAUUGGUAGCAACAGCCCCACACACACAGAAGACAGUGUAACUGCUGAUGGCCCUCCUCAAAGCCAAGAAACCUCUACACACCUGGAGUCCAACACAAAUAGCAGCAAAACUAUCACACCAGUACCAAGAGAAACUCAAACCCAAAGUUCCAACAUAUCUGUAAACUCCACACAACCAUCAAGUGAGCAGAGUUUGAGCUCUGAUGGUAAGCUUGGAGCAACAGGAACUGCAGAGGGAUCUAACCAAUUACAGACUUCAAGCUAUGCCACUGUAAACAUCGCCCCAGUCCAAGUGCAACUGAAUGGCUCUGCCCUUCCUAGCAAUACCCCAUCUGAUAGCAGCAGAGGUGUUUCCAUGAACCCUUCUGCCAGUCUCAGUUCUAGCCCUUCCACCACUUCCCCAAAUUCUCCUAUUGGCUCCCCAGACAUACAGUCUUCUCCCCAGCACUCUACAUCAGCUACAGAGGCAGCAGGACAAAGACUGACUCCAGACAGAGACAGCUCAGCCAACACCAAACCGCCAUCACCUGUGCCCGACGGAUAUCAUACACCAACCUUCCCCUUAGCGUCCUAUUACUACCCAUUACUAAACGUCCCUCAUGUACCAUACACUGGGUACACUGCAGUCACCAUCCCCGCCAUCCAGCCACCGCUCCCUGAGAAGAAACGGCUUUCAUGCACACCAGGAUCCCUGAAUGGACACAACUCUCUACUCCGGGCCUCCUCAGCUCCUUCCCCCACGCACCAUGUUACUUUCUCUCCCUCUGUGGGAGAGCAGAGAUCGGGGUCUGCACAAUACAGCUGUAGGGAGGAGGCAGACAUCAGGGUCAAUGCUAAGUUUGUCCAGGACAGCUCCAAGUACUGGUACAAACCAGGCAUCUCCAGAGACCAAGCCAUAGCUGUUUUGAAGGACAAAGAGCCAGGAACUUUCCUCAUCAGAGACAGUAACUCCUUCCAGGGGGCCUACGGUCUGGCCCUCAAGGUGGCCAACCCACCUCCUAAUGCCAACAUCACUGGCAGCAAAGGGGAUCCUCUGGAACAGCUGGUGAGACACUUCCUCAUCGAGACGGGGCCACGGGGAGUGAAGAUCAAGGGCUGUCAGAAUGAGUCCUACUUCGGAAGUUUAUCUGCCCUGGUGUACCAGCAUUCAAUUACUCCCAUCUCUCUUCCAUGUACCCUUCGCAUCCCAGAAAAAGAUCUGGUUGGGGAGCUUCAGGAGAUGCAGAGUGCAACAAACACCAGCACAGCGGCUGACCUCCUCAAACAAGGAGCAGCUUGCAACGUGCUCUACCUGAACUCUGUGGAAACCGAGUCGUUGACGGGGCCCGAGGCAGUUUCCAAGGCAACCAAGAGUACUUUGGCUCUGAGUCCACGUCCAGUGGCAACAAUGGUCCACUUCAAAGUGUCUGCUCAGGGUAUCACUCUAACAGACAGCAAAAGGAGGCUAUUUUUCAGGAGACAUUACCCAAUUAGCAGUGUGACUUUCAGCAGUCUCGACCCCCAAGACCAGAGGUGGACUAAUUCUGAUAGCACGUCAAGCAAGAUGUUUGGCUUUGUGGCGAGGCGGACAGGCAGUGCUACAGAGAACGUGUGUCACCUGUUUGCAGAGAUGGAUCCCGAGCAGCCAGCUGUGGCCAUUGUCAACUUUAUCAACAAAGUCAUGCUGGGACCACAGCUCCACAGAUGAGUUUGAAAACUCUGGACUAUUGGGGAUCUGGGGAAAAUAUUAAUAUAAUUUUGACAUAUUUUUUAAUGACGUGUGUGUGUGUAACUACAUUUUUGCUUGCAUUUGUACAGGUAGCACCACUGUGCUCGGCUGUACGACUGUUUGUUUUUUUUUAACAGAAUCCAGUUCUGACAGAUCACUGCUCUGUGGGGCAGAAUUGUUUAUAAGUCAGUUUAAAGAGCAGACACUUAGAGAGGAAUAGUUUGAUAACCUUUGCCUUUGGUAACCUUCACCAAAUGAGAUUGACAUAAGAGUUUUGGGAGUGUUUUUGUUUUGUUUUGUUUUGUUUGUUUUUUUUUGCUGUUGGUAAAGUUAUUUUAUUUGUUAUCCUGUUCACAUAAUGUACAACAAACUUCACAAGCUGCGUGACAAUCCAUGUACCACACUGUUAUGUAUUAAAGUUUCUCUAUAUCAACAUUUAAAGCUGAAGGAAAAACUGUUAAGAAGGUCUUCAACAAUGUAGUAGAAUGUAAGAGUCAUGGUUUAAGGUGUAAAGUGACAUAAUUGCAAUUUUGGUCCCUAUGCAAUGUGAGGCCGCGAUUAAAUGAGAGAGGUUAUGUAUUUUGAUUAUCUAAGAAGAAAGUGUCUUUGACUACAUUAUUUUAUACAGAUUUGUAAUAAUUAGCAUUUUGUUACUGCUGCAACUAUACUAUUAAAACUGUAUUUUUGUUGAAGUGAUAACCACAGAUGUAGUAGCGUAUUAUGCUAAACCUACCUACAAUUUAAAAUGCAGACAAAAUGUUAUGUAGCUACUAACUCAGCCUUCAAACAGAAUUAACAAAUGUAAUUUAAAAGUUCAUGGACAGAACAUGAAUAUUUAUAGCUUUUCUACAGCUACAAAUCAUUUUUUUAAAAAAAGCCUUACUUUGUGAAGUUAAAAAUGUCAUGGAAUCAAAGGACAUUCUCAUAUGAGAAAAUCUACAAAGUCUGCAAUGUUGGUAAUGUCAUUAUAAAAACAGCCAGUGCAGAAAAGUUUCUCCAUAUCACAGAUUAGUCUUGGCCCUUUUUAUGUCCCUAUUUAACGAACCAGUAUCCAUGGCAACACAUAAUAAGUGAGUUAUGUUUUAGAGGGCAGUUUCACUUUAAGCCAAAGAUUUCAUUAUUGUGUAAAGAUAUUUGAUUUUUUUUUAAUCAGUACAUUUUUGUUGUUUGGUAUUUGUGUGUUUUCUAUAAACAAAUACAGUAUUUAGAUGACUUCAGCACAAGCAUUAUUUUUCAUAAUGGAUUUUUAUGUAAAAGAAGUAAUAUAUUUUAUUCCUCUGUGGUGGUGAAUAGAAUGGUAUAUGUCAUAUUUGACAGGAAAUUUGAGUAAUAAAAUCACAUCAAAUGCAAGUGUAUGCUUCAUCAUUUAAAUGCUUCAUGUAAAAUAUAUUUUAAGAUAUUUUAUUACUUACUUGCAGACCAAAUCAUAUAUUUGAUGUUACCUUUUUUGUGACUUGCUAAGAGCAGGUAAAGAUGGUACAUCUGAUUAAACUGAGUGCAACACU